This is a messenger RNA of Psylliodes chrysocephalus, 3194 nucleotides long. Lineage: Eukaryota; Metazoa; Arthropoda; Insecta; Coleoptera; Chrysomelidae. The record is from the annotation of a GenBank genome assembly.
CUGCCAUCAUCUGCUGCGGCGCGCGCAAUCCGUGACGUAGCGACCGCUGCUUAUUGGUCUUCCUUACGACGUGACGUCACCGGUGUAACGAUUACCGAACCGUACCCCGACUUCCCCUCGCGGCCCCACGCCUCACCGCUCCCAACGUUAACCGCUUGAAACGUUUGCCAGUGCAUACCGAGAAUUCAGCCGAUACAUAACAGAAAAUCGCGAAAGUUCUAUCUCGUGUUACCGUUAUGGUGUAAGUGACUCGGGCGUGCAAGUAACCCAGUGACAAUUUUUAUUUUUUUUUUGUGUGCUUCAUGGUUAAGAUGUCUGUGAUGCAGAUGCAGCAGGCCAAGCGGCAGCAGUGUUACCUUUGCGACCUACCCAGAAUGCCGUGGGCAAUGGUGCACGAUUUCACUGAAGCAGUAUGCAGAGGGUGCGUAAAUUACGAAGGAGCAGACAGGAUAGAAAUCGUUCUUGAAACGGCGCGACAAAUGAAACGAGCGCAUGGAUUCCAAGAGCAACGCUCCAGCGGCCAUGCUACUAAAUCCCACAGGAGUAGCGCUUCUCACGAACAUCAAAACGGGGAAGUAGUUGCUUCCUCCAGUAGACAACAAAGUGCGCCUCAUCACACUACCACCUACAAUCUUCACCACUCUAGAUCCAAUAUGAUGGCUGAAUACCAAGCAGGACAACAACAGCAACAACAACAACAACCCCCUCCACCUCCAAGAGGUAGGACUCAAUUGGAGGCUGCUCCAGAGCAUGAUAUCGUGCCUAGAACUGCUGUCAGGCUGCCCACAGUAGCGCAUAUAGCUGCACAUCAUCAAUUACAAACUCAUCACCAUUCUAGCAAUGGAAGACCUAGCGCUAUGCCUUCGCAAGGUAUCAAAAGAGGUUUGUCUGCUACGGAUGACGAUGGGCAUCAUCACUCCAAUGGGGAUAUCAGUGGGAGUAAAAGGAUGAUGUCUGUUGAAGAGCAUAGUAAUGCUGUGAGACCACCUUUGACUAGAGGUGAUUCACUUCCAGCCGUGUCUUUAGCGCAACCGUUUGUAAUUUCUACUGAAAGGACUUUUAAGCAGGAGAAACAUCCCAUUAGGACAGCUUCGUUCGAUGCUGGGACUGCAUUUAAACCAAGUGCUCCAGUAUCGGUGGCAAGCGUGAACGGCACUAGUUCGAGUUCCCCUUUAAACAGUAGGACGGGGUCACCACCAGAAACGAAUAUGACCGGCGCUGCGCCUCAAACGCAGCCUACCGCAGGUUCUGGUCAAAGUCCCAUGGCCGCACUCAUUUCAGUAGCCGACAAUCUACCACCCGGAAGUCCCCGAUCGACGGGCGGCAGCCCUCCGACGAACGUAGCCCCCAGAUCCGCAUCCAGAGGUUCCCAACAUUCGCCUAAUUCAACAGGAUCUUCUAGCGGAAGGCGGUCUUCCGGAUCCAGGCACGUCUCCUCCACGACCGUGACGUCAACGGAAACGGGCACCGUGUCUGCCGGCAACAACGAAGCCCUGACCGGUGGCGGCGAUAGCGUGGCCACCACUCCCACGGCUACGGCCACCUUGAAAUGUACUUUGUGCCAGGAGAGGUUAGAGGAUACGCAUUUCGUGCAAUGUCCUUCGGUGCCGCAUCACAAAUUCUGUUUUCCUUGCAGCAGGGAGAGCAUCAAGAGGCAGGGUGCCGGAUCAGAGGUGUACUGCCCGAGCGGAGAGAAAUGUCCAUUGGCCAACUCGAAUAUCCCUUGGGCGUUCAUGCAAGGCGAGAUAGCCACGAUACUGGGCGAGGACUAUAAAGUGAAGAAAGAAAGGGAAUCUUAAGGGCGAAAGUAAAGCAUUGUUCCUGGUGAUACUCUUUGCUUGGUGCAAGACGAGGCAAUAAGCAAACCUCCCGUUGACCUGAAGGGGAGCGACAUUCAAAAUGGAAAACCUUGGCGAUAAGAACGAAAAAAUUAGAAAAAACCGUCGAGAUACAUAUAUACCAGAAAAAAUGGAAAAUAGUCGUGUUUGUACAUAGGAUUGGAGAAGGCUGUGUUAAAAUCUUUAGUUUUUAUGAAGAGAGGUAUCCGUGAUAUCUUAUGAUUAUAUACCGAAUUAUUUAAUUAAAAAAAAAAAAGAAAAUAAUAAUGAUGGCUAUUCUCGCCGAAUUUUUGUACAUAUUAUAUAUCUAUCACAUAGCGACUUCAAUAUCUUGAGAAAAAAACGUUUAAUACGUUUUUCUCGGGUUUUUCAAAUAUUUACCGCGUGUUUUUUAUUUUUAUUGUAUAAACCUUGUACAUUUGGAAAAUUAUAUAAUUAUUAAACGAAAUGUACAAAAUAUAUUUACGCGAUUAGCUUUAGUUGAUAGAUUUUUGCCGUAAAUUUGAAAUUGUUCGGCUUCUAAGGGGCAUUUUCUUAUUUUUUAAAAGCUGUAAAUAUUGUAUAUUCAUCAGCUGAUUAUUAUUAAUAAUGUAUUUAGAGGCGAAAAAUCUGUUGCGGAUUUUUCGAAAAUCCGGUAAAAGUUUGUUUUUUCGUGGUACGUUUUGAAAUCAUUCGCUUUUUUUAAUUAUGGAAAGUACUACUAGUCAACAAAUGGGGCGAUUACGGCUCCAUUAAUAGGAACUACAAAACUCGCUGGUAAUUUAAGAAACAAUAUUUAAAAAAAAAUCUUUCAUUAAUGAUAACUGUCUGUCGAUUUUUUGGUAGAUAAACGUUUUAGACUUGUACAUUUAUACAGUAUUUAACCUUAAAAGGUACUUUCUGUAGGAGCUGUGUGUAAACAGUUUUUAAUGUUUUGGUAAAUGUCGAGGAGCCAAAAAUGACGUGGUUUUUCAUGAAAUCUUACACGACUUUUCUAGGCACUGUAACAAAUCUUGCUAUUAUUUUUUUUUUUUUACUUUCAAACGUUCAAUUUGUUUUCAAGUGCUAUUACAGAUUAGUUAUUGGAGAAACGACUAAAUCAGGAUGCCUAAAAUCGUUAUAUUUAAAUAGUUAACGAAGAAACUUGUAAAUUUGUGCACAUGGUCUUUUGAGCCGACUUAAUUUAAUUUGUUCUUAAAUUUUAUUAAAAAGAUUUUAUAAAAUGUGUAAAAUUUCGUGAAAAUCCGCGCCCUUUUUGUUUCUUUUAUAUUUACCAAUUUUUCUAAUUAUCCAAAAUCGGACAUUCAUGAAAAUCUGUUGUACUAUAUCAAAAUAUACUGUUUCGAUGAAUAAAAUUACAAUCGUAUUUAAAGUAUA